GAUUCGCAAGGACUCCGCUGCGGAUGCGUUCGACUCGUAGAGAGACGCUGAGAUCGUACAGCGCAACUACAGUGAUGAACCAGUUGUUGCCGUGAACAGCCACGAGGAGGUAUAUUUGGUCGUGAAUUUCUGCUGUGGCAUUGUACACUUCGCCUGGGUCUUGCCGUGACCUCGUGCUAUUUUUGUCGUCAUCUUCCCGAAGUUCUUCCUCAUAAAUUUAUAAAAUGAUUCUGGUUAACUCUUGCUGCGGUUGCAUCUCUUUGCAAAAAGGAACAAUCGUGAUCGGCUCCUUGUCACUGAUAGGAGCGAUUCUGAACACGAUACUGAUGGGAUUUCACGUGAGCGAAAUCAGCGUGCCGAGAGAAAGCCCAGCCACGGCCAUCGUCGUUCUCCUCAAAAUUUUCGUCGUGACCAUCUUAAUAUACGUAUUAAUCGGAGGAAUAUUCUCUGCGCUUAUGAUCGCGGGUGCGAUCAAGAGGCUCUCCGGCUACAUCUUUCCCUGGCUCGCAAUUUCCUUCGGAGGUGUCGUAGCUGGCGUUUGUCUCACAAUUGCAGUGAGCAUAAUCUCCGCGAUAGAACUCCCGAUCCAGUAUUUUUUUUUCCUCAUGAUAUUCUCGUCAGUGAGUUCGGCAAUACAAAUCUACUUCUGGCAAGUCGUCUACAGUCAUUACAAGGAGCUGGUAGCGGAGAAAUUCGGACACCAGACGCGUCCAUCGGACGGAAAAGUCUUCGGCGUGGCGCCCUACCUCCACGUUUAAGAUUCGCCCAAAAGUGUACAAAUGCUUCACCGCAUACUAAAACAACCACUCGAUUCCAAACGAAAUUCAUUGAGAACGACCAAGCUCGGUAUUUUUUGUAAAACGAAGACUAGCGUCUUGAAAAAAACAACAAUGAUUUUUUACGUUCACUUUAUUCAUAGUUAUAUCUACAUUACUCUUUACAAUCAGCGAACAAUAUUUUUUAUACGGAAAGUCUUGAUGGUACGAUAAGUACGGACGUCGAAUAUUUUUUCAAGGGCCGAAGAAAAACAUUAUCCGAUCCGAUUUUUUCUUUUCGAUAACGUGAUAAAUUUAUCGAAAUUUGCAAAGACCUUUAGCUAGAUCGUAAGCUAGAUCGGCCAAUUUUCCUCGCUAUUUGAGAUUCGGGUAUCGUCCUUCGUGUCAAAUGUAAAAAGAAUCGCAAUUAGUACGUUCGUUGCGUUCAUUUGUUUGUUUUUUUUUUUUUUUUUUCCAUUGCGUCAAUAACGGAUAUAUUUUGAUGGAAAAUACGCCGGCCAUUAAACUCCUAAUCGUGUAUCUGUGUCUCCAAAAUUACCUAUAAUCGUUCGAUGUUAUGAAAAAAAUAUUAAUCAACAUAAUCGAAUACAUUCGAGCGACAUGAAAAAUAUUGUAAUUCACCAGCGUCUAAUUCAACAGCCGGUGUAUAUUCGGUCAAUUGACGUGAGGCGCAUCAAACGAGUGUGAUAAACGUUGAAAUACUUGUGCUGCUCGAUAAUCGUGUGAUAAUGUUACGAUGGAGACGCCGCUAUGGAAAUGAAUUGUUAAAGAAAAGAGCGUGCGAAUAACACGAUAAUAUUUCACUUGUGAUUUUUUACACACGGAUAAUAUUCUUUGUACAAUAAUAUAUCUGUGAUUAAGACAAUUUAUACAUUUGAAUGUGUAUACAUGCUAUCAGACGUGAAAAAUAUACGUACGUACUUCAAACCGA
Venturia canescens is the source of this 1707-nucleotide messenger RNA. RefSeq lists its product as uncharacterized. The transcript has 5 exons. NCBI's taxonomy places the organism in Eukaryota, Metazoa, Arthropoda, Insecta, Hymenoptera, Ichneumonidae. The record is from RefSeq and is a predicted model, not a curated record. Bases 225 to 758 code for a protein of 177 amino acids.